This is a messenger RNA of Ostrinia furnacalis (Asian corn borer), 2705 nucleotides long. RefSeq lists its product as uncharacterized. Gene Ontology annotation, molecular function: metallodipeptidase activity. NCBI's taxonomy places the organism in Eukaryota, Metazoa, Arthropoda, Insecta, Lepidoptera, Crambidae. The transcript is spliced from 9 exons. The record is from RefSeq and is a predicted model, not a curated record. Bases 21 to 2648 code for a protein of 875 amino acids. Gene Ontology annotation, biological process: proteolysis.
CAUCAGUUUAGAGAGCAAUCAUGAUUCAAGUGGACAAUUUUAAGCGGCCUUCUCCUUCACCAUCGCGGAGCUCGGUGCGGAGCGACAGCAGGGUGUUCCGGCAGCCGCGGGUCAUCACGGUGAACCGCGACGCCUCCACCACCACCAUGGUGGACGGCGAGGCCGGCGCCUCCGCCGCGCCCACCGACUGGGACCACCAUCUGCCCCACGCGCACUUCCGCUCGCGCACCUUCAGCGACGGCUUCAUAGGCAACACCAGCCUCGAGCUCCUCCUCGGCGUCGACUGCGACGCCUGCCUCGCUCUCGCCGCUCAGAGACAGUGCCUCGACAAACAUCUCGCCGAGCAUGAACUCGACCUCGUCUGCAAUUGCAACAUACAACAAAACAACUACCUGAACUGCCAUAGAGAGCCCGUCGAUCAGAGAGGCCACACCCUCAAUAUUUAUGACCUAGAGAGAAUCAAACGUGACACCGGUCGCAGUCACCUCAGCGUAGGCUCGCAUCGCAGUCUCGACCGCAAACAUACCAAAAGCAAAACUAUCGGCGUUUCCAACUACAUUUCGAAACAGUUGAUUUCCUACGACCCCACAAACACUAUCGUUCAGAAAAUAAAGAGGAAACUAUCCAACUUGAAAAAGAUUGGCGGCGAAGCGAUGUUGAAAAAACAUUCGAAUGCGGUCCAACUCGCCGAGAUAACAUCGGGUUCGUCGAGCUCGCUGAAGAAACUAUCGAUGCUGUCACUGGUCGACAAGUCGCAACGAAGAGUAAACAGCCAAAGUUGUAUUUUUAGUUCGACGAGAUUCCAGUCGAAAGACGACCUGAAAAACAAUGCCAGUACUUAUGCGAAUUUUUCAGGAAACGUGGACCAAUGUUUUGACAGACUUAAGGAUUGCGGCGUCAGUGCCGACACUAGUAGAAAGUCGACGCAAAAAAUAAUAAAAAUGAGAAGCUUCGACAAUAACGAAGAUCUCAUAACGAGGCACUCUCCCGCUGUAGAAAGUAUGAAAUUUUCCACUUUAGAUAACCGUAGUCGAUGUAGGAGUAUAAGGAGACAAAUGUCGUACAAUGAGUUCCCGAGCGAGCGGUGCAGGGAGCGGGUGCCGGAGAGCUGGUCGCGCGCCGACUCCGUCGAGGAUGCCCAUACCUUCCUGGACGCCGACGUCGCCGCCAUGUCGGCGCCGCGACCCCACGCGCACUGCACCUGCAACGCCACCCUCGACAACAGAAUACCAUCAAUAUAUUACGAUACACAGGGUAAAAAGCGCAGCGCGCCCGCCCCAGACGUGACGGAGCGCAGCUCGCAGCGCGCGCCCGCGUGCAGCGCGUGCAAGGCGCAGUGGGUGCCCACCGGCACUGCUUCUACCACCAGCCACAGUUCCACCACCACCGGCAACUCUUCGCGCUUCUCAGUGUGGCACCGGCGUUGGUGCUGCGUGGCGGUGCUGGUGUUGGUAGCAGGUACUGCAUGCGUGGCGGGCCCCCUGGCACUACGGGCCCCGCCGGGGGCCCCACUACACGAAAGACUCCGGCUGGCAGAGCGCCUGCUGCACGACACGCCCCUGGUCGACGGACACAACGAUCUACCCUGGAACAUAAGGAAGUUCUUGCACAAUAGGAUAAAAGAUUUUAGGUUUGACGAAGACCUGCGGACGAUAUCACCGUGGGCCACAAGCUCGUGGUCACACACUGACUUACCACGGCUAAAACAAGGAAGGAUAGCGGCACAGUUCUGGGCGGCGUACGUGCCGUGCGACGCGCAGCAUCGCGACGCCGUGCAGCUCACCUUCGAGCAGAUAGACCUCAUCCAGCGCCUCACCGACAAGUACCACCCGCAGCUCACUCUCUGCACCUCCGCGGAUGAUAUACUAACUGCCCAUGCCAACCAUAGGCUGUGUUCUUUGGUGGGCGUGGAGGGGGGCCACGCCAUCGGCGGCUCGCUGGGAGUCCUGCGGACGCUUUACCAAGUGGGGGUCCGGUACCUGACCCUCACUUCUACGUGCGACACCCCUUGGGCCGAGUGCGCCUCUGCCGACCGCCCAGAGCCAUCGCCGCGCGGUGGCCUCACGCACUUUGGAAAGGUGGUGGUCAAAGAGAUGAACCGCAUAGGCAUGCUGGUGGACCUCUCGCACGUGUCAGAGCGCACGAUGCGCGACGCGCUAGCGGUGUCACGCGCGCCGGUGCUUUUCUCGCACUCGUCUGCGCGCGCGCUGUGCAACGUCACACGAAACGUGCCCGACGCGGUGCUGCGUCUGCUAGCCGCUAAUAAGGGCCUCAUCAUGGUCAACUUCUACACGUCAUUCUUGACCUGCAGGGAUACAGCGACUGUGCAAGACGCGAUUGCUCAUAUAAACCACAUCCGUGACGUCGCGGGCGUGGACAGCGUGGGGCUAGGCGCGGGCUACGAUGGAAUAAACUACACACCGCAAGGCCUAGAAGACGUGUCAUCAUACCCGCUACUGUUCGCGGAGCUGAUGGAAGACGGCUGGAGCAUAGAGGAGCUGCGCAAGCUGGCGGGGCUGAAUCUGCUGCGCGUGCUCACGGCGGCCGAGCGCGUCUCGCGCGAGCUGGCAACAGCGCACGUGCUGCCCUUCGAAGACGUGCCGCCUCGCGCGCUUGACGCGCACAACUGCUCCAGCCAGGACCUAUAAAGUCAUAUCGCCCUUUUACUACUAUAGUCUGGUCCGUGAGCACGUAGAAUUUUGUUC